GGCAGGGAGAACGGAAAUAGGUCACGCGCGGCCGGUCACUUCCGGUGUGUGCUGUUUCAAGAUGGCGGCCGGCUGGCUGAGAUGUGCUGGUCAGCGAUGCCUGUGGGCUCGGCUUGGCCCCAGCCUUUCUGUGCGACACAUGGUCCCCAUGGCAACAACAGCGAAGGAGGAGAUGUCUCAAUUUUGGGAAAAAAACACCAAGUUGAACCGUCCCAUGUCUCCUCAUAUCAGCAUUUACAAGUGGUCUCUGCCCAUGAUGAUGUCCAUCACCCACCGUGGCACUGGCGUCGCAAUGAGUUUAGGGAUCUCUUGUUUUAGCCUGACUGCCCUGGUCCUUCCAGAACAAUUUCCUUAUUACUUGGAACUGGUGAAGUCACUCAGCCUGGGACCUGUUCUCAUCUACUCUGCUAAGUUUGCUUUGGUUUUCCCCCUUAGCUACCACACCUGGAAUGGAAUUCGACAUCUUGUGUGGGACAUGGGGAAAGGAUUUAAGAUGUCGCAGGUCUAUCAGUCUGGAGUCCUGGUCCUGGCCCUGACCCUGCUUUCCUCUGCUGUACUCGCAGCCAUGUGAUGGUGUCUCCUGGCUGAAGCCCUCCCCACUCCAGAAAUGAUUUGGUUCAUCAUAGCCCAUGUGGACAGUCCAGUCCAAGCCCAGCUCAGGGUGUGCAUGUGGGUAGAAGGCGCAAGAGACUCAUCAGUAGUAUAUUGCUGGGCAGGGUGGGGCUGUCCCCUAGGCAUAAAUCUUGUGGAUGAUCAGUUUGCUUAAUUGCUGGUCCAGAAGGAUGUAACGUGUCCAAUCAGCCAAAUUCAGUGAAAUCCCAGAAUGUCCGUCCAGUCCCAAUACUGCUUGUUUUGAAUAGCCACAAAUGGCCGGCCCCUGGUAUCUAUUAGCAGUUGAUCUUUAGCUACUUUGAAGACACUCUUGGGAGCUGCCUUCUUUGAUGGGGCUUUGCUUUCUAACUGUCUCUUCAGUUGUUUCCUGCACUGUCGAGAAUCUGGAGACAAUGCUGGUACUGUGUCCCCUGCCCGGCCUGGGAGGCCUUGGGGGAGGAGAUGCGAGUGCCUGUAGCCUAGUAUAUGUGUGUAGGCUUAUGUAAAGGACAACUGUCCUGUGGCUGCUGGCACUAGUUCUGGGGGAGUGAGUGUUGCCUGAGCUACUAGUGCCGGUGCCCUGAUGCUAGGGAGGGGAAUAAGGAAUUGAUGCCGUCCUGGAGAAAAUGCCAAGUGUUGGGAUCCGGGCUUUCUGCUGCAGUCAGCAUCCUGUGGGCUUUGCCUUGGGGAGUGGGGAGGGGCAGCCCCUGCAGGGUGGUGGGAGACUUGCAACGGGGCUUUACAUAAGGGGGCUGCGAGCAGUGAAUUCUCAGCUCUGUUCGGUGGAUCCCACUCUUCAGCUAACAAAGAAAAAUGCACCUUGUGUUUUCAGGGACUUCUUUAGGCAAAACUGUUGUGUUUCUCUUCACUCCUUUGUGGUGACUGCCAAUGCACUAUCCUCUUGCAAUGCUGCUGUGUGCUGUUACCAGCUGUUCCUUAGCACACACGUGUCAUGUGUAACAUACCCACCCUUUCCAGUAAAGCAGCUUUGAUCUUUCACACCA
Messenger RNA from Alligator mississippiensis (American alligator), 1595 nucleotides. It is a transcript of the gene SDHC, whose product is annotated as succinate dehydrogenase complex subunit C. Gene Ontology annotation, biological process: tricarboxylic acid cycle; mitochondrial electron transport, succinate to ubiquinone. The record is from RefSeq and is a predicted model, not a curated record. Lineage: Eukaryota; Metazoa; Chordata; Crocodylia; Alligatoridae. The coding region runs from base 62 to 571 and encodes 169 amino acids. The transcript has 6 exons. Gene Ontology annotation, cellular component: membrane. Gene Ontology annotation, molecular function: electron transfer activity; succinate dehydrogenase activity.